GCUCAGAGUGCCACCUUCCCUCAGUUGGUCAGUCCCUUUCCACAAGGCCAGAUAUUAUUGGAACUGAGAUUUCCAAGGAAGCUCAUUUGCCCUUUCCAUUUAUUCGUGUGCCAAAAGUGUUUCAACAUUUGACUCGAAAGAGAGUUUUGACUAUGGAGUGGAUAAUUGGUGAAAGUCCAACUGAUUUACUUUCUGUAUCUACUGGAAACUCCAUUGAUCAUGGUUCUCGUUAUACAGAGAGGCAGCAAUUUGAUGCGAAAAGGCGUCUUCUUGAUCUGGUGAACAAAGGAGUGGAGGCAUCAUUAGUUCAACUCCUUGAAACAGGCUUAUUGCAUGCUGAUCCACAUCCAGGAAACUUGCGUUACACGUCCACAGGGCAAAUAGGGUUUCUGGAUUUUGGUUUGCUAUGUCAGAUGGAAAAGAAGCAUCAAUAUGCUAUGCUUGCAUCCAUAGUGCACAUGGUAAAUGGGGAUUGGGAAUCCCUUGUUCGUGCUUUGAUUGAAAUGGAUGUUGUGAGGCUAGGGACUAACAUCCGACGUGUUACAAUGGUAUCAUAUUUGGUUCUCUCUACUCUCAAGUUUCAGUUUAUAGCUGUUUCUUAGUAUAUUUAUAAUGUUAGCAAGCAGCAACUUUUAGCAGACAUUGGAGAAGUACAGAGUGUUGCAAAGGUUACUACUUGUUCUAGAUUUGAUUGGGACUUGUAUGGUAAUUGGGGAUGGGGUGCUUACACCAACAAUUUCUGGUAUUAAUUGGAAGGUUUUGACAUUUUGAUUUUGGUUUUGAGUUCUAAGCUUGGGAUGCCACUAAUCGAAAAUUCUUUUGGUUUUUUUCAUUGUGUAGUUUUGCAAAUAAUACUUCUAGUAAUAAUCACUGUUGCUCUUUAGAAGUAUAGAUAUGGAAUUCUACAGAUUUGAAGAUAGCUUAAACAGAAUUCUAGUAAUAAGUAAUAGCCACUGAGUGAUACCAAGUUCUUAUGGGUUCUCUUUUUGGGAGAAUUUAUUUAUUUUUAGCAUCUAUAUCACAUGUACAUAUAUUCUGUGAAGAAGAAGACUAAAGAAGCAAAUCAAAGUUAGGUAUCAAUCUUGAUUCUACUGUUAUAUAUUCAUUGCUUAAAUGAUAUAUGAAAUAUCAAAGACCUUUUCUUUCUCCUUUUUUCUAUUGUACAGAUGUGAAGUUAGUGGCCAGGUUAGGAGCAUGCAUUAUUGUGGGUCCCUACGAAUAUAAUUAAAACAAAUUACUUGCUUAAUGGAUGAAAUGAUGUCGGGCAUGAGAGCCAUACAAGAAGCCAUGUUACAAAGCAACGUGCGCAGUUUAAGCAAUUUCUCAGGAUAGCGCUACAUCACAGUGAGGACUCUUCGUGGAUAUUUUAAGAUUGUAUGUUGUAUAACUUUUUGGCUGUAUCAGAAAGAAUAUUGUAAACAUGAUGUCUGAUGCUCGCUACAUCUUUUUUGUGUCAAAUGGACUUUAAACUUUUUCCCUCCAUUUUGCUGCUGUAUUGAACUAUAUAUUCCUUAAAGAUUGAUAAUUUUCCCGUAUUCGUUAGA
This is a messenger RNA of Quercus lobata, 1544 nucleotides long. RefSeq names its product protein ACTIVITY OF BC1 COMPLEX KINASE 3, chloroplastic-like. NCBI's taxonomy places the organism in Eukaryota, Viridiplantae, Streptophyta, Magnoliopsida, Fagales, Fagaceae. The transcript is spliced from 6 exons. The coding region runs from base 153 to 602 and encodes 149 amino acids. The record is from RefSeq and is a predicted model, not a curated record.